Molecule: messenger RNA, 387 nt
Organism: Bactrocera neohumeralis
Lineage: Eukaryota; Metazoa; Arthropoda; Insecta; Diptera; Tephritidae
Exons: 2
Coding region: 1-387 (128 amino acids)
Source: RefSeq, a predicted model, not a curated record
AUGGAUUUAAGAAAUAUUGUGGUGCUUUGGUUAAUGAUUGCAGCAGCCGAAGCCAGAUUUGAGGAUUUCGUAGUUAAAGAUCGGAAUGAUUUGACUCGGUUGGGUUAUGACGAUGACAUCUCCGAUGAGGAUUAUGAGCUUGAUGAAGCUUCGUUUUCUAAUAUAGAAUUUUUGCAGCAAUUAUCCGAAAUCGAACCAAACAUUAUGGAGAUGUUAAAUGGCGUUUCAUUGGAGAAUAUGCCUCCGGGUUUGCUCCGGAAACUACAACAAUUUUACACAAUGAUGGACUCAUCAAUGUGCAUGGACGACGAUGAUAUGUGGCAGACUGGGGAAUUUCGGAACUCCUACGAUAUAAAUGGCUUCGAUGAUACACUACAACUUGAAUAA